Messenger RNA from Neohortaea acidophila, 1212 nucleotides. Its product is annotated as velvet factor-domain-containing protein. The record is from RefSeq and is a predicted model, not a curated record. The transcript has 2 exons. Bases 1 to 1212 code for a protein of 403 amino acids. Lineage: Eukaryota; Fungi; Ascomycota; Dothideomycetes; Mycosphaerellales; Teratosphaeriaceae.
AUGCAAGUGCAGUCACGACUCGGCCCGGGUUCGCAUGGUCAGUCUAACGGCGACUACCAAAAUUCCAUCCCCGUCAACGGCGUCCAUCCAUCAGAAUCCCGACCAGACUACACUCCAUCCCCAACUCGACAUCUUCAACCCGAGGAGAACGGCAUGCAUCCCUACCACCAGCCGCAGUAUGGCGCGCCGCCGGGACAGCAGCGACAGUAUCCUCCUCCCAAUCAUCAGCUGCCCCCCAUGUAUCCCUCCAUGGGCAUGGCGCCGAUGUCUGCGGCCGGGCAGGGCGGCGUGGUCUACCACCCUGCGUCCCAGCAGGGCACACCAGUAGGCCCACCAGCCCAGGCGCAAGAGAAGCAAUUAUCCUUCAAGAGCACCAACGGAACAUACCACUUCGAGCUCUCCAUCGAACAGCAGCCCGCGCGCGCCCGCAUGUGCGGCUUCGGCGACAAGGACCGCCGGCCCAUCACCCCUCCUCCUUGCAUCAAAUUGAUCAUCACCAACGUGGCCGGCGAAGUCGUGCCCCCAUCAGAGGUCCCUGGCGAGUACUUCGUCCUCUCCUGCGACCUCUGGGACGAGCAGGCGCAGAGCGAGGUCAACAUAGUGCGAAGCUCCUCCACCUCCCCUGCCGUCAGCAUCAGCACAGCCACCAUGACCUCCUACCCGCCCAUUCCCGAGCGCAACCUCGCCCCCGAGUACCAGGCCGUCAUGUGGGCACCCAACGGCCAGCCCAUGUACGCCGCGCCGCCCGGCUACCCUCCCCAACCCGGCAUGCCGUACGGCAACCCGGCCUACUACCCCCAACAGUACGGUGGCCCCUCGCAGUAUCCCCCCAGCAGCAGCGCAAACGGCAACAGCAUGUACACGCGCAACCUCAUCGGCAGCCUCUCCGUCAACGCCUCCGAACUCGCCGACGUAGAAGGCGAGAAAGCGUACUGGUUCGUGCUGCAAGACCUCUCCGUACGAACCGAAGGCUUCUUCCGCCUAAAAAUGGUCUUGUACGACCUUCGCAACGUCAACGGCGGCCCGGGCACCAUCAAAGACCGCACCGCCUGCCUCGCCUACGUCUUCUCCGACAAAUUCCAGGUCUUCUCCGCCAAAAAGUUCCCCGGCGUCAUUGAGAGCACGCCGCUAAGCAAGUGCUUUGCCGCGCAGGGCAUCAAGAUUCCCAUUCGCAAGGACGUCAAGGCCGACCAGGAUGAUGAUGAGGAUUGA